This is a messenger RNA of Stegodyphus dumicola, 2075 nucleotides long. RefSeq lists its product as uncharacterized. Gene Ontology annotation, biological process: mitochondrion organization; cilium assembly; chemical synaptic transmission. Lineage: Eukaryota; Metazoa; Arthropoda; Arachnida; Araneae; Eresidae. The record is from RefSeq and is a predicted model, not a curated record. Gene Ontology annotation, cellular component: centriole; ciliary transition fiber.
AAGAGCAAUUAGUAUUUGAUAAUUUUAUACGAUUUUACGUAACAAAAAAAAUUUCGCUUUUUCUAUGUGUUAUGUUCCCUUUAUGUGUGCGAAUGUUUUUAUUUAUUUGAGAGCAAUUAAAAGAAGGAAAUUUUCAUGACUUCGUACUUUCAUUUUAUGUGUGAAAAUGUCUUUUAAACUCUCCGAAAAACUACCGGUCGUUGAGUCUCCCUCUAAAAGUAACAAAUGCAAGAAUUUUUUGGUUUCUAUUUUGAGCCCUUCCGCAUCAAAAAAAUCCAAAUCCUCAAAGAAAAAAUUAUUCAAACAGUCCCAUGAUUCCCAAGAAGUAAAUCAUCCUGUGAAGAUAUAUAAAACUUCUCUGCCAUCUGAUGAUUUAAAUGAGCCUAUAUAUUCAGAUAUUCAUAUUUCAAGUGAUUCAUUCAAUUUGCCAUCAACUUCUACGUACAAAAAAUUUCAAGAAUUUGAAGAAUCAAGUAUUCGAACUAAAUCAUCAUCUGUAUCAAAGAAAUCAACUAGUACCGCUGUAAACGAUCCAGGCCUUCAUGAAAAAUCAGUCAUUAGCGUUAAAAGCGAACCAGUGUAUGCCACUGUUGACAAAAGGCAAAAGGGUUCAGAUGAUCAAUCAACAAAUUCUGAAAUGCAUAAAUCUCAAAUUGCUGAGUAUUCAGAAGGAGGUGAAAAAACUGCAUUGAAAGAAAUAAGUAACCAUUACAAGGGUUCAAGCUGUAUAUCUCAUAGCUUAACAUUACCGAAAGUAGGAGAAAGUGAAACAGAUGAAGAUGUGAAAAUUUUGCAGCAUAGACUAAAAGAACUUUCAGAAGAUAACAGAAAACUUCAAAAACAUGUACAAAAUCUGAUGAUGGAAGAGAAAUGGAAAGACAGUCAAGUGCAUGCAGAACUCCAAUUAAAAAUUACAGAACUCGAAGCAGAAACAAGAAGAGAAGUGAAAUCUUUGUCAGACAAUAUACAGAUUCUGACUAGAGAGAGGAGAGUUAUGUCAGAGCAAAUUCAUAGUCUUCAUGAAGAAAAAAAGACACUUCAAACAGAGUAUAAUAAUUUACUACAAAGAACGAAGUCUAUGAUAUCACCUGAGGAGUACAAAAGAACUUCUGAUGCUCAUAAAAGGUUAUUAAAUGAAGAACAAAAGAAACAUCAAGAAGAAAUAAGCAAAUUGAAACAACAAUAUGAUGCACUGAAUGAAACAAAAAAUUUUCUUGCGAUACAAAUUGAAGACAUGCAAGAUAAAUUGACUAUGUUGGAAUCAAAAAAUGAGGAUCUUGAGAAGUCAAAUGAGAAAUUUCUUUUAGAAAAAAAUCAGUUACUUCAACAAUUAGAAGAUAUAAAAGACAGUGAACAUGGUGCUAAAAGUAUUCUACAUUCACUUCUGGAAGUGACAGAAAGCAUAGCUUUGGAGCGUGAUAUUCUGUUGAGCAAGGUUACUUUUGAAGAUUUUCGUCAAAAACAAGUCCAAAGUACUUUAGUCAAUUACAGUCUGAAUAUUGGAAGACUUCAAGAACACAUUUCAAAUCUAAGUAAAGAGAAAUUGGAAGAACUGUUCAAUCUUAAAAUUAGCCAAGCCCAGUAUGAUGAAACUUUAAAGCAAGUUUAUGGGAAACAGUUUGAUACUUUGAGAGAGAAAAUAAUUAAUCAAAAUAAUACCAUAAGUGUGCUACAGAAUGAAAAGAGCAAGUUAGAACUUCAGCUUGAAAGUGUAUGGCAAGCCACUUGUGGCAGCAAUUUAAAACCACUGCAGCAAGUAAAUAACCAUUUUCCAAUUACAAAAUAUUAACAGAUUCAAGAUUCUAUACCUAAAAGACAGAAAUUAAGCUUCUGCAAAUGCACACUUUUGUUCCUAUUUGUAAUUUUUAUCUAUAUAUUUUUUGGAAUAUUUUUAUACAUUUAACAUUAUUCUUGUAAAUUCUAUUAAAAAUUAUAAUGUAUAUAUAAAUUCCAUUAUAAAAUGUUCAGUUAUUUGUAUGCAACUUAAAACUGAAUCAAAAUGUAUGAUAAUGUAAAAAUUAUAUUUUUAUUGUAAAAAUAGUUUGAAAAUUUAUUAAUAAAAUAGUAUAACAGUA